UAGAGACAGCCAGGGCUAGGCACAGAGAGCUUUGAAGUAAUUGGAUUCAAUGGACGAAAUGCUGCUGUUGACAAGAAUUCUCUUGGUGGGCUUCGUCUGCGCUCUUUUAGUCUCAUCUGGGCUGACUUGUGGACCAGGCAGGGGCAUUGGAAAAAGGAGACACCCCAAAAAGCUGACCCCUUUAGCCUAUAAGCAGUUUAUUCCCAAUGUGGCAGAGAAGACCCUAGGGGCCAGUGGAAGAUAUGAAGGGAAGAUCACAAGAAACUCCGAGAGAUUUAAAGAACUAACCCCAAAUUACAACCCUGACAUUAUUUUUAAGGAUGAAGAGAACACGGGAGCUGACAGACUGAUGACUCAGCGCUGCAAGGACAAGCUGAACGCCCUGGCGAUCUCGGUGAUGAACCAGUGGCCUGGGGUGAAGCUGCGAGUGACCGAAGGCUGGGACGAGGACGGGCACCACUCCGAGGAGUCCCUGCACUACGAGGGCCGCGCCGUGGACAUCACCACCUCGGACCGGGACCGCAGCAAGUACGGCAUGCUGGCCCGCCUGGCCGUCGAGGCCGGCUUCGACUGGGUCUACUACGAGUCCAAGGCACACAUCCACUGCUCCGUCAAAGCAGAAAACUCGGUGGCAGCCAAGUCAGGAGGCUGCUUCCCCGGCACAGCCACAGUGCACCUGGAGCAAGGUGGCACCAAGCUAGUGAAGGACCUGAGCCCUGGAGAUCGGGUGCUGGUGGCUGACGUGGAGGGCCGUCUGCUCUACAGUGACUUCCUCACCUUCCUCGACCGGGAGGACAGCUCCCACAAGCUUUUCUACGUCAUCGAGACACGGCAGCCCCGGGCCCGGCUGCUGCUGACGGCUGCCCACCUCCUGUUUGUGGCCCCCCAACACAACCAGUCACAGGCCGGGACCCUCAGCAGCCGGGCUCUCUUCGCCAGCCGCAUCCGGCCGGGUCAGCGUGUCUACGUGCUGGGCGAGGGCGGGCGGCAGCUGCUGCCUGCGGCUGUGCACAGCGUCUCGCUGCGGGAGGAGGCUUCGGGGGCGUACGCGCCACUCACUGCCCAGGGCACCAUCCUCAUCAACCACGUGCUGGCCUCCUGCUACGCCGUCAUCGAGGAGCACAGCUGGGCGCACUGGGCCUUCGCUCCCUUCCGCCUGCUCCAGGGCGUGCUGGCCACCCUCUGCCCCUCUGGUGGGGGGGCCAUAGCGGGUGCCUCAGCCACCCCCGGCAUCCACUGGUACUCUCGCCUGCUCUACCACAUCGGCAGCUGGGUGCUGGAUAGUGACUCUCUUCACCCGCUGGGCAUGAUCGUGCCAUCCAGCUGAGAGCAUCCUGCACUGCCCACCAGCCUCCGAGGGAGAGACAGAGACACAGAGAGAGAGAGAGA
Molecule: messenger RNA, 1389 nt
Organism: Colius striatus (speckled mousebird)
Lineage: Eukaryota; Metazoa; Chordata; Aves; Coliiformes; Coliidae
Gene: SHH
Product: sonic hedgehog signaling molecule
Exons: 3
Coding region: 50-1327 (425 amino acids)
Biological process (GO): cell-cell signaling; oligodendrocyte differentiation; cell fate specification
Molecular function (GO): patched binding; calcium ion binding
Source: RefSeq, a predicted model, not a curated record